Molecule: messenger RNA, 3724 nt
Organism: Anastrepha ludens (Mexican fruit fly)
Lineage: Eukaryota; Metazoa; Arthropoda; Insecta; Diptera; Tephritidae
Product: kelch-like protein 28
Exons: 8
Coding region: 97-1605 (502 amino acids)
Molecular function (GO): protein binding
Source: RefSeq, a predicted model, not a curated record
CAUAGGUUGGUGGUUAGUAUGAGUUCGUUUGAAAGGCGGUGAAGUUGUUGACUUCGCAACGAAAUAGCUCAUCAUUCUCCAUACACCUUGACAAACAUGCGAAGGGUAUCUAGUGAUGGUUCUUGCUCGGUGGCGUCAUCUCCGCGAAUAUUUGCGCACUCAUCGUCAAUGGAUACAGCAGCAUCUUUCACAUACUCUGAUGAAUCUUCGAGCACAUUUGCUCCGACUCUAUUGGAUGAUUCUGCAACAUCAGGCAUUUAUUCCGAUCGAUCUCGAGAAAUAUUCGCACACACUUCGGUAGACCUAUCAGCAGCGGCACUUAUCUCAGAUUACACUUUGGCUAGAGCUGAUCUGCUGGAGAGCGAGGCACGGUGUGAAAUAGCACGCCAACGCAUCACCGAUUAUGAGAUUAGAAAUUUCAUGCAGGUAUACCAAAGUCCGGAAUUUCUUGAUUUUCACUACGAACACUUGCAGCGCAUCGUAGAGAAUGAUGAUUUGAACGUGAACUCUGAGGCAGAUGUUUUCCGGGCAAUCAUGCGUUGGUAUAAAGAAGACACAAAAGCGCGUCAAGAACACUUACCAAAUUUGAUUGGCUGUUUGCGGCUCACACAAUUCGAUGUCGAAUUUUUAUACUCGAACAUCAACACACUGCCGGGCUGUGAGCUUCUGGUGAAUAGAGCAGUGGAAUGGCUGCUUCGCCCAUCAGCGCGCUCCAAUAUAAUGCUGCGUUUCACAAAACCUCGGAAGGUUCUGCAAGCAGAAGAAGAAACUUAUUGGUAUGCAGUCCAGACGCGAGGAGACCGCAGAUUCGCUGAGAAAUGUGUUUUGCGCUACAGCAAAGUGGAUGGUGAAUGGCAGAAGUGGGCUGAAAUAAAAUUGGAGCGCAGCAACUUCGGCGUAGUUCAAAUGGAUGAUAGCAUUAUCUGCAUUGGCGGCUUGGGACGUAACAACAGGCCGAGCAAUCUUGUUAGUCGAUACAAUCUGAAUACCCACACCUGGGAGCAAAUGCCGUCAAUGGAACAGCGUCGAGUUUACUUGAGUGUAACGCUUUUGGAUGGCAAAAUUUAUGCUUUUGGUGGGCAGGAUGAGAAAUACCAAGCACUCAACUCGGUGGAAAUGUUCGAUACUACAGCUGGUUAUUGGCAAACACUUUCCAGUAUGUCAAUACGGCGUGCGGGUACUGGUGCUGCUGUUUUGGAUGGCAAACUCUACGUAAUUGGCGGCUUCAAUAAAACGCACUUAAGUGUGGUCGAACGCUAUGACCCAGUGAAGAAUGUCUGGGCACAAUGCACGGAUAUGAACGAUGCGCGUGGGUGGCCUGGUGUAACUGUACAUAAUGGACAAAUCUAUGUAGUCGGCGGUUGGUUUAAUGGUGCACUGAGAUCGGUGGAACGCUAUAGUUUGGAGAACAACAAAUGGUUUAAAAUUUCCGGUUUGAAUGUUGCGCGUGGCAGUAUUUGUGCGGUGUCUAUGAAUCAGGAGUUGUGGGCGUUCGGCGGCUAUAGCGAAGGGGUACUUAAGGACAAUGUGGAAGUGUACGAUGCGGAAAAUGAUAAAUGGAUUGAAAAAAAGAUGCUGCCGGAAGCUGGCAGAUAUGUGCAUUAAGUGAUGGAUAUCACAUAUACAUACACAAAUUUAGGGUUUCUAAUAUUAGCUGAAUAACUUACAAAAGGAUUCGUCUUAGGAAGGUUAAGCUUAGGAAUUAAACUUAGGCAACUUUAACAGAGGGCGAUGUUUUAUUAUUUGUUUUAAAUAUUAUUGACCCCUGAAGAGAGAGUCUGUUUAACAGUAAGCGCUAUUUUGGGCGAAUUAAGCAAGUUGGGUGUUCUUAACCAUAUAAACAAAGUCGAGAGCUCGGAAAAAAAAUUAAAUUCAAAAGACCGCCUGCAAAAAUAAAAUUUUGAAAAAUGAACACAACUUUUGAGCUACUUUGGACUUGCACUCUUGCAAUAUAAUUCAAAAGGCUGUAAACACUCGGAUAUUUUCUAAAAAUUCUGAUUAAAAAAUGUAAAAUUUUUGAUGGGAAUUAGUGCAUUUCUUUUUAAAUUUGUGUAAAGUUCGAAACUUAAAUUUAUAUAGUUUUUUGAAAAAUCUACCAGAUAUUCAUAAAAAAAUUGUAAAAUAGAAUGGAAAACGAAACUGUCCAAACUUGUCAAUAGUUAUUUAAUGCUGUGCAGGUAUAGUGCAGCAUUUAAAAAACUGGGGAUCAUUCAAUCUGAAAGGAGAGAAAUGCUACAGCAUUGAAAAUAGUGGAAGUGGCUUCCACUGGUUGGGGUAGAAAUAAGAACUUCACUUCACUUGAUAUUUCUUAUUAGCUUUGGCUUAAACGGGAAAGAAACGACUAGCGUGCUAUGAGGAGCUCAACCAAAGUCGGUAGACGAUUACUGCGACCAUAAAAAAAAACAUAAUUUUAAUGUUUAUAUAUAAUAUAUUACAAAAUUUUUAUAUUUAAGAAUUUUCGUAAUAAGCAUUUUUCUUUUUAAGAAGUUUCUAAUAAGGAUCGCCUCUCGGCAGGCUAUGGCAAAAACUCCGAGUGCAUUUCUGCCAUGAAAAAAACUCCUCAUAAAAAGUCAUCCGCUGUAAGUCAAUUCUAUUUGUGAAACAGCUUCGAACAACUAAAGCCAAGAAUGAAACCUGUUCGAUACUAGAACUAAGACCAAUGGAAGCCCAAAAUUAAUGCAAAUGAGAUCAAAGCCAAAACCUAUCCACGACUACUGGCAGGUCUAAGACCCAGACUUGAAUUGAGACAAACACGAAAAUGGAAAACAAGACGAAGGUCAGUACUGCGAUUAAAACUAAAAUCGAUACCGAGGUUAAGAUGAAAAAAAUACCAAUACGAAGACCAAAACCAAUUAUUAGUGAGACAAAAGCUUAAAUAAAUACCAAUAAGCAAAAACGAUACAGACAUACUUCGCUAUAGAGACCAGCUAUUGGGUGAAGACGAAUGGCAAUAAUAAGAGAAAAUUUCGCACCAGACACAGAAAGUUUUAGAUUUUUAUUUAGUUAAACAGUUCCAAAAAGCUCCUCAUAACACAACUGCGGGUUUUGUCGAACAACAUCAAGACGCACACCACAAAUUCAAGAAGCAGCUCGGGCAAACAGCCAAGAAAGGAUGUAGGUGCUCGAAACAGGCAUUAGAUCUAUGCUCUAGUGAACUUUUUUCUUAAAAUUUCAUGCAGAAUCUGAAUUUGCGAUAUUGGGUGGCUCUAAUGAAGUAUGGUAUUGCAUAAAGCUGGAUGAAACCUUUGGAGAAUAGGCAGGUGGUAUGAAAAAAUGUCAAAGAACUAAAAUCAUUAUAAACACAUCUGCCAUUCAAAGGCGGUUGUAAAACAAUAUCAAGGCGCUUAUCACAAAAUUAGAGGAGUAAAAAGAAAUUACGUAGUUUUUUUAUUUUAAUAAAUAAAAAUUAGCUACGCAAAAUUGUAAUGGUUAAACUACUGAUAUGUAAAAAAGAUGUUUAAAAGCAAUAGCAUUGGACAGGCAAAUAAAAAUGUAUGUGGUUUUUUUAUUUCAGUUAAAAAAAUCAUCUGGCAAUUCUAUUCGAGAUUGUUAUACUUUAAUGAGUACUAUGACUCUGUGUAACCAUAAAUUAGUUAAUAAAUAAAAUACAUACUACCUUUUUUUAACUAAAAUGUAAUUUUAGUAUUUUUAUUUUAGUUGAAAAAAUAGUCUGGCAACCUUAUUCAUGGUUGUUAUGUGCAUACCGCAAAUUACAAAACCACAU